AAUGAAGCCGAAUACAAACAAUAAAACAUUUAAUAAUGGAUUUCGAUAGAAUUCAAGCAAUAGUAAUGUUGGUCUAAUGAUUGAUCAAUAAAAUUCAUUGAACUAUUCUCAUCGAUUGGCUGAAGAAAGUUUGUAAAUAGGUGAAGAUGUAUUGGAAUCAUUUAAAAGACAAAAUGAUAGUCUCAAAGUAUUUAUUAUUUAUUAAAAUAGAGAAUAUAAAAUAAAGUUAAUUAUACAAUUGGCGAUUUGGGAUUGUCUUAAGGAAUUAUUAAGCUUAUAGGAUCAAGAGAUUAAUAAGAUAGACGCAUUGUCAUAUUUUUAACCAUUUUAUUAUUUGCCUUUAUAGGAACACUUUACUACGUGUUCAAAUGA
Messenger RNA from Paramecium pentaurelia, 372 nucleotides. NCBI's taxonomy places the organism in Eukaryota, Ciliophora, Oligohymenophorea, Peniculida, Parameciidae. The record is from the annotation of a GenBank genome assembly.